UGUCUUCUUCGCUGUCUGCAGAUGUUGUAUUGUAGCCUCUUCCUCUUAUUUUCUUACGGUGACAUUCCAAAAUUUACACCGUCCAAAAGAUCAUUAACACAUUAUAAUAUACAUAAUAAUUCAUAUUUACACCCCUUAAUAAUUCUCCAUAGAAAUCUAAUUAUUACAAUGUUCUAGUCCAUAUAACUUUGGGGAAAAAAUCAACAUUAGUGGUUUAGUUGACUUAGACAUAUAAGCAAAACACCUUAGCAACAGAAAGAAGCAGUGAAGAAUGAGGAUGACAAAAAAUAUGUGCAACAGUGAAGGACAGUUAGACGAUGCACAAUUCAGCAAACCAAUGCCAUGGAUUGGAAUCUACAUAGCAACAGCAUCACUUUUAUGUCUCAUUUCUAUGUCUGCAGACCUCAUUAAAGGCAUCAAAACCCGCAAACUAUGGUUCCCUUGCAAAUACUUUUGUCUCAACGCAACUUCCUUAACCAUAAUCGCUGUUUCUUUAAAACUCUCGGUUGAUCUCAACACUCCUAUGCCUCACCGUCAUGAUCAGCUAGCGAAACUAGCUAGCAGUGCUUUAAUCUGCACAAUCAUGGCUAAUUCCAUGCCAUCUCUUGGUGUCACACCGAACAAUGAAACCAUGUUGAAUGUUUUGGCUAUGGCUAUUUUAGUAGUUACUAUGAUUGUUAAUAUCUGUAUUCAAUUUGGAACUGGGGUUAUCUAUGAGUUUUGGAUUGAACAUGGUGUUAUUAUGUUUCUUAUGGUUAUUUUGUUGAUGAUCAUGAUUUCUUCUGCUUUGUGUUUACCAAAGAUGAAACAUUACAUGGAGUUGAAGUAUAAGGUCAAUGAAGAUGCUUUGAGAGAAGAAUCAAAACAAAAACGACAUGAGUAUAACAAAGUUACUGAUAAGUUAAGAGAUGAAUUGAUGAAAUUCUGGAUGAUGGCUCAUACUAGCGGUCCUCAAUUUCUACUUGGAAGGUCAGUUUCAUGUACUGCUUCUGGUGCUUUUUGUGUUUUGAGUACUUUGACGUUACUUGAAGCGAUGCUUCGAUCUUACUUGAUGUCUUGGUCGGUUAAAUUUUGUGCUGGUGAAAGUGAUUACAAAUGGUCUAUAAUCUUGAUUCUUAUAGUUCAAGUUGCUGCUGUUGGCGUUGGUACUAUUGCUCCUGCUUUUAGGUGGUUUGCUGCUGUUAAAUAUAGGUGUCCAAAUGUGAGGGAAAGGAGUCGCAAGAGAAUUUUUCAAGUAGAAGGUUACUGGACUGAUAGUUUAGUGGUGUUUCGAGAGAGUCCGAUUAGUUUUCGGAUUGGUAACCGGUGGUUUAGGAAGUUGGCUCAUGAUGUCAAACUGAUUAUGUUGUGUUUCUGUAUUAAACUACAGAUGGGGAUGGUUAGAGUGUGUAAAGCUGCACAAUUUGUUUCAAUUUACCCUAUGUUGUGGAUCUUGGGAUUUUGUGAGUUUUUCAAGAAUUGGAAAUCAAAAUUCGGUGGUAUAGAUUCGGGUUUAGGAACAGGCAGAAAGCAGGACCUAAAACGGUUUAUUCUUCAUCUCGAAGGUGAGGAAGAGUUGGUUGAGGUGAUGAUGAAACAUAAUUGUGAUGCAACUGCUCAUUGGAUUGAACAAGGUGAAAAGAAGCAGCCAAAACUUGUUAUUGAAUUGUUAGAGCAAAAAUGUUCAAUGUUACAUGGAUUUAAAGGAGUUGGAGAAUUUGAUUGUGACCAAAUUCUUCCUUUGCAUGGUGUAGAACCUCCUUAUAAUUGGUCACUUCCUAUUGUGACACUAGCGAGCAUUAUAGUUGCACUUCCAAAUAUGGAAAAGUGUUUGGUGAAAAUUUUGAUUAGUACCGUAAAUGAAGCACUACCUUAUGUGAAGUUCAUCGAAAAUAACAUUGACAAAGAAGGGAAAUUGAUCAAACUUAGAAAAACAUCUGAAAUUGUUUGGCAUGGAGCUGAUCUCUAUGGAAAGUGGCUAGAUGUUGAUCUUUAUAAACUCUCCCUUCAAAACAAGACUCCAAAAGAGACACUUGAGACAUUAGCUGAGUUUGCAAAAACAAGGUAUGAGAAAUAUAAAUCAAAAUAUUAUCUUGUGUGUAUUAAGGUAAGUCCUUCAGCAUGGCCUAUUAAAGUAUUGGCAUCCAAUGCAAUGUACAGAAUAAGCAAAACCAUUCUUCUGUUGAAUCAAGAUGUUGUAAAAGACAAUAAUACUAGUCAGAGGCUGUUUGAAGUUGUGAUAGUUAUGAUUGCUGAUAUAUUGGGGGCAUGUUUAACUAACUUGCCUCAUGUUAUAUCUGUUAAGGGUUUGCAUUGUGCUAUUGAAGAGAGGGAGGAUAGUGUUAGAGAAGCAGUUUAUGUUCUUGGUAAAACUAUGAAGAUUAUAGAAAUGCUUGAAAAGAGAGCUUUUCCUAAAGUGGAUUGUUGCCGUGGGACUAACAUCGAAGAUUGGCGUUUAAUGCUUAAGCAAAACAUGUUCAGUUGUCCCUCUGUACUAUCUUCACUUGAGGAGAAUGACAUUUGCAUCGUUCCUCCUAAAUUAAGGGACAUUUGCCUAGAUAUUGACUAAAAAAGCUAGAGGUACUUGUAAUCUUACAAUUUUGUUCACAGAUUGUUGAAAAACCUUUUAGUUUUUGCUUGAUGUAUAUAUGCAGUUUAUAGAGUUAUAAAGUUAAUAUGAGGCAAGAUCCACAAUUCCACACCAAUAUGUCAACCUGUAUAAGAACUUGUGAGUAACCAAAAGAUCAUAAAAAUUGUAUUCUAAAUCAUUAGUUGUUGCCAAAACACCAUUUUUUUUAGUGUGUUGAA
This is a messenger RNA of Medicago truncatula (barrel medic), 2787 nucleotides long. RefSeq lists its product as uncharacterized. The transcript has a single exon. NCBI's taxonomy places the organism in Eukaryota, Viridiplantae, Streptophyta, Magnoliopsida, Fabales, Fabaceae. The record is from RefSeq and is a predicted model, not a curated record. Bases 272 to 2548 code for a protein of 758 amino acids.